Phanerochaete carnosa HHB-10118-sp is the source of this 366-nucleotide messenger RNA. RefSeq lists its product as uncharacterized. The record is from RefSeq and is a predicted model, not a curated record. The coding region runs from base 192 to 356 and encodes 54 amino acids. Lineage: Eukaryota; Fungi; Basidiomycota; Agaricomycetes; Polyporales; Phanerochaetaceae. The transcript has a single exon.
ACGCGGUAGUCCUGAAUCAUGGAUCGGGUCCUAUACUACAAGCACGGCAGCCCUGCACUAGAUUACGCACGUAGAAUGCAACCCGUCUGAUAUUAGCGUUAUAUAACUCGUGCCUGGUGCAGUGAAAUCAAACAUCGCAGACAGCGCCGGCAUGCAUUUGUACAAGUCUCACAAGCCAUAAAUCAUGGAUUAUGUCUUGCUUAGCCAAGGAUUUCUCUCAAUCUCUAAUGACGAGCUCGCUGGGCGGACUCAUGCGGACGCGACUCGAGCUGGCUCCUAAGCCGAGUCCGCGCUCUACUAUGAUUGGUGAAAGUACUACGUGUUGGAAGAUAGUUGCAUGGCUUCCAAAGUCCUAACCCACCUUCG